AUGGAUCCUAUUCCACCCCCGCCCUAUAGCGAAACCGAUAUCUAUUCAAAUACCUCGUCACAUCCUAAUCUCACGCCAGCUACCUCUCAAGCAGACAAUCUUUCUGUGGCUAGCCACCGGCAACUCUCUAUUGCAUCUUCCAUAGACGAUUCGGUCAUCUACACGCCUCUGCACUCCCCCACAGCAUCGGACCAAGAAAGCCUCCAGGAUGGCUUUGGGCAUGGCUCUACCUCCUCAGCAGCUGUCUACUUUGAAUCACGGCCUGUACAUGGGCAAUCACCAGCUCAUGCGAUGACCUACAAUCUCACAAUCACGCCUCGGACACGGCCAGAAGAGCUUCCCUAUCCGCAAGGCUGGGCUAUCAGAGACGUUACUGAGCAAGACUGGCAAACAUUCGUAAACUACCUGCUACCUGACCACAUCGCAGCAGUCAACAACGAUGUGGCAGAUCGAAAGUUCCAGCAGGAGCUCGUGGAAGAAAGGAUGCACCAGCUUUCGCUUGGUCCGGGAGAUGAUAGAUCUAGAGCGGAUAUAAGUGAAGUUGAUGCGCAACUAGAUCCGUUGCGCAUACCACUCUCACCCAGAAGCACAGAAUCGCAUUCUGCAACCUUUGCCAUGAUUGCGGAAUGGAAUGAUGGGUUCUUUAAGCCUCGUGGGAUCGAAAUUGCGAUCAACGAGCCCAAAACCCAGGUUGCUGCUGAUGAAGAAACAAGGCAAAUGCCAGGCGCCUGGGUUCCUUAUGAUCAUGAGACUCCCGGUGGUGCGUCUAGAAAUCGUAGUGGAGGCAGAAGAGGUUUGUUUGGCUCGUUAAGAAGUUUUUCUGGUCUGGAGGCGAAUUCUGGGAACUUCAGGAUGGGACCGAUUGUUGCUGAUAAUGAGGGGCUCCGUAUUGGCAAGAACGGACUUGUGGCUUCUGCAAAUGGAUUCCGCAUGGGCAACAUGUUUGUCGCUGAUCAGAGUGGGCUUAGGCUAGGUGGCGCCCGUGGCUUCGUCGCCGAUGGCCAUGGAGUGAGUAUUGGAGGAAGGGCAUUUGGACGGCGAGAUUCAAACGACCACCGUCAUGAGCAUCAUAAGAGAGGCCGUGGCCGUGGUCGUCGGCAUGGAUACCACCACCGACAUCGAGGGCGUUCUGCAUCAACCUCUAGUUCCAGCUCUUCUGACUCCGAUGCAUCAGACGUGGAGUCGUCUGUUGGCUCUCUACCAGAUUACGAUGACAUUCAAGAACAAGCGCUGCCAGUCGCUCGGAGAUCCUUGAUUGACUGGCUAAAUCACCCGGAUCAACCUAUUACCAAAGACACAGUAAAGGACAUGAAAAGAGAGAUCAAGACCGCGAGAACCGAGAGCCCGGAGCAAUUCCAGCAAGAUUUAGUUGCUCUGAGGAAAGAAGUAAGAGAUCUAAUGAAGACAUUCAAAGAACAGAAACGCGUACAGAAGCAACAGCGGAGAGUCAACCGGAGGGCAAGACGCGCAGCUAAGAAAACUCAACGAAAGGCUCGCAGGGACACGAAGAAAGAGGAUCGUAAAGCGAGGAAAGAUGAGAGGAAAUGUAAAGACAAGGGAGAGUUCAGACACGGUCCACCUUGGGCGAGAUCGAGAGACCAUCUACCGAUGUCUACACCAGCUGUACCAAUGCCAAUACUUACCCCAGAAACCCCACCGAGCGCGCGAGGAUUCCCGUUUGGGAGAGCUCCCUCUGUACCUUUCAUAAAGCCACCGUUCUCUCGACCACAGGCCCCCCCUGGGAUCUCCGCAAUGCAUGGCGGGUGGCCUUACACCCAAGGUCUUUCCGUACCGCCGAUUCUGGGUAGAUAUCCAAGUCCAAGUCCAGUUUCUCAAGGAGCCGAGCAUCUCCAUGAACAAGCCGUGCAAAUGGACAGCGCUGCAGAAAGAAAGGAGGCGCAAGCGAUUGCGAUCCGAACAGCUGCUACAGCGCUGGGCUUGGGAGAAAAGCAGAAGUUGAAAAUGAUGACUGAGGCGUCUACGUUGGAAGAAGGGGGGGAGAAGUAUAGGAGGGAGGCUGAUAGAUUGAGAGCUGAAGCUUCGCAUCUGGAUGGUGAGCUUGCAAGAGAGCUGCAUGAGGAGAAUGAGGAAGGACAAGUCAGUGGGGUCAUUCAGCACUGA
This is a messenger RNA of Lachnellula hyalina, 2121 nucleotides long. RefSeq lists its product as uncharacterized. The transcript is spliced from 2 exons. NCBI's taxonomy places the organism in Eukaryota, Fungi, Ascomycota, Leotiomycetes, Helotiales, Lachnaceae. Bases 1 to 2121 code for a protein of 706 amino acids. The record is from RefSeq and is a predicted model, not a curated record.